AAUAAUAAUAGACAAACAGAACAAAAACUAAAGAAACGAUAUGAUGUCAUUUUUCUCCAUAAUUUCUCUCUUGCUUCUUUUCUCUCUGUCGUCGGUGGUUAUCUCGGAUGGCGAGUCUUUUCAGAAACUUCCGGUGCCGGAAAAUAGGUCAGGCCCUGAAGCUUUCGCCUUUGACUCCACCGGAAAAGGAUUCUACACCGGAGUCUCUGGUGGAAAAAUACUGAAGUAUACUCCUGAGACGGGUUAUGUCGAUUUUGCACAGAUCACAGAAUCAUCGAACUCUUCAUGGUGCGAUGGUGUAGUUGGGACGGCUUUAGCCGGAAGAUGCGGUCGACCGGCGGGGAUAGCCUUCAAUGAAAAAACAGGUGAGCUCUACGUCGCCGAUGCACCGUUGGGUCUUCACGUUGUGUCUCCCGCCGGUGGCUUGGCCGUAAAAAUCGCCGACAGUGUUGAUGGAAAGCCCUUUAAAUUUCUCGACGGUCUUGACGUUGAUCCAACUACUGGUGUCGUCUACUUCACUUCCUUCAGCUCACGCUAUACCCCAAUGUAUUUUUCUUCUCUCUUCAGCUCACGCUAUACCCCAAUUCAAGUGUUGAUUGCAUUGGGAUUAAAGGACGCGACCGGAAAACUCUUCAAGUACGAUCCAUCAACAAAGGUCGUGACCGUAUUAAUGGAAGGUUUAAGUGGCUCAGCUGGUUGUGCCGUGAGCUCGGAUGGUUCGUUCGUGCUUCUCAGUCAGUUCACAAAGAGUAACAUCAAGAGGUAUUGGAUCAAGGGACCUAAAGCUGGUUCAUCUGAAGACUUCACAAACUCGGUCUCAAACCCUGACAAUAUCAAGAGGAUUGGUUCUACAGGAAACUUUUGGAUCGCUUCGGUUGUGAACAAGAUCGUUGUGCCGACAAACCCAUCAGCGGUCAAAGUGAACUCCAAUGGUGAAGUGCUUCAAACAAUUCCUCUAAAAGAUCAAUUUGGGGACACUUUGCUUAGCGAAGUUAACGAAUUCGAUGGUAGUUUAUACAUCGGGACUCUCACUGGCCCUUUUGCUGGAGUUCUUAAGCUUUAAAUUUGUUUAAAAGUAUGGUUAGAUCUCUGAUUUGAAGGCCGCCGGUGUUUACCAUAUAUGUGAAGUUUGUUUUUUUAUUGAAUGUCAAAGGUCACAACCAUAUAUCAUGGUCUGUUUGUCUUUAUAGUAUUAAAAAUAAAAUGUUUUUAAUUC
Messenger RNA from Brassica oleracea var. oleracea, 1216 nucleotides. RefSeq names its product protein STRICTOSIDINE SYNTHASE-LIKE 12. Lineage: Eukaryota; Viridiplantae; Streptophyta; Magnoliopsida; Brassicales; Brassicaceae. The record is from RefSeq and is a predicted model, not a curated record. Gene Ontology annotation, molecular function: strictosidine synthase activity. Gene Ontology annotation, biological process: biosynthetic process. The transcript is spliced from 3 exons. The coding region runs from base 41 to 1063 and encodes 340 amino acids.